This is a messenger RNA of Gamsiella multidivaricata, 1293 nucleotides long. RefSeq lists its product as uncharacterized. NCBI's taxonomy places the organism in Eukaryota, Fungi, Mortierellomycota, Mortierellomycetes, Mortierellales, Mortierellaceae. Gene Ontology annotation, biological process: ceramide biosynthetic process. Gene Ontology annotation, molecular function: sphingomyelin synthase activity; ceramide cholinephosphotransferase activity. The record is from RefSeq and is a predicted model, not a curated record. Gene Ontology annotation, cellular component: endoplasmic reticulum membrane; Golgi membrane. The coding region runs from base 58 to 1038 and encodes 326 amino acids. The transcript has 2 exons.
CUCUCUUCUCCCUCUUCCCCCUCUCUUCCCAUCCUCCCCCUCCCUGCUUACAGCUCCAUGGCACCUGCAAUGAUGGAGAGACUGAAGAGGGCCUUCUUCCGGCGAUACAAGCUCACUCGCCAAUCCAUAGGCUGCACCCUGCUGGUGAUUGUCAUCUUUGGUCUCACAAUGUAUUUUAUGAAUGUCAUGGCAAAUGUUGCAUCGUAUCUCUCGCCGGACAAUACUGAGACGCCCAAGCUCUCAGAUCGACUGUUUGAGGCAAUUCCAUCCAUACACUUGCUCUGGCUGACGGAUCUUGCAGAUGCUUUGAUGUUCGUUCCAACUGUCCUCUUGGUCCUGACCCAUUACCGGCCCCUCUAUCUCCUCUCUAAGGUCCUCCUGACCUGGGCACUCUGCAACCUCAUGCGCAUCACCACCGUCGCCAUCACCUCUUUCCCCGAUCCACGCGACGGCUGCAUACACUCUGUCGGCGAAUUCUUUACAACCUUCACACUCCAUCGAUGUGGCGACUGCAUGUUUAGUGGACAUACCAUCAUCUUUGUCAUCUCGGCGUUAGUCUGGACGAGUCAUGGCUAUCAUCGAUUCCCACACCGCUUUCGCUGGCUAGCUUGGAUCUGUUUGAUUUUCGUCUGGGCCCUCUGUAUCGGAUCAGCUGUCAUUGUCCUUGCGAACCGCGCUCAUUAUACCGUCGAUGUCUUGGUUGCAUUUUACAUUGCGGGCGGAAACUUUUAUAUCUGGACCUAUGUUUUUGAGCGCUAUAUCGAAGACAAGGGUCGACUCCGUGAUCUGACACAUCCUUGGGGCGAUGGACCUGAUACACGACCACACAUUCAGAAAAAGGAGGAGCGGCGGCAACGGAAGGUAGCUGAUGCGGAAAAGGAGGCAGCCAUGGCAACCGAAGAUAGUGGAGCAGAGAUGCGGUCUGUCGUCACUGAGGAUCCUCCUCUCCAGCAGAACGAGCCACUGGGCAUUCACCAAUCUGAUCCAUCAACAGCAGCAGCAGCGGCGGCAAUGACAGACAGUAGACAUCCGCUUUAGAGACGGCACUAUAUACAUAUAAUAAGCCUAUAAAGUCAAUAAUAUACAUCAUCGAUUCGUCAUAAUGCCGGAAACGCGUUCUGCCGAUUUCUUUUUUAGUGGCGGCCAAUAAGAUCCGGGCCAGAAGAGACCACAAACUUCGAGUGGGUUCUGGGCGAUUACUGGUCAUUCUAGUGAGACCUAGAGACGCGCUUGGCUGCCUAUAUCAGCAAGCAGUGCUUUCAUGGUCUGACACCAUUUUCCAUCUUUUUUUCC